UCCUCUUGUCUCUCUCCACUCCCGGCAGGAUGCAGGCUGAGCGGCGGGGAGCCGAGCCCGGAGGAGGAGGAGGAGGAGGAGGAGGCUGAGGCGGGUCCCUCCCUGCCUCCUACCGGCCGGUGCAGGAUGGAACAUGAGGCUUCCCAGCUAGAAAAGCAACAUGUGCAUAGUGUCUAUGAAAACACGGCCACCUAUUUCAAUGAUCUUCAGGGCAAAGCAUGGCCUCGUGUUCGACAGUUUCUGCUAGAACAAAAGCCUGGAAGCCUCAUUGCAGAUAUAGGUUGUGGGACUGGAAAAUAUCUUGGUGUCAACAGCCAAGUAUAUAACCUUGGAUGCGAUUAUUGUGGCCCUUUGGUUGAGAUUGCAAAGACUAAAGGUUGUGAAGUGAUGGUCUGUGAUAACCUUAAUCUCCCUUUUCGUGGUCAGUGCUUCAAUGCAGUCAUCUCUGUGGGAGGCUCCCAGUUGCUUUCUGAAUCCAAUAAGGUUGGACAUAGCACCGAUAUUGCACAUACAGGAAGUUCUCAGUCCAUGCAUUCAUGCCAAGUAAUGGGCUCUAAAUACAGCUAUCCUUUCACCCUUGAUCUGAAACAUCCCCAAAGGACUGAUGGCUGCUUAGCUGAAGCCUGCUGUGUGAAAAUUUCUAAUGGGGUAGAAAACCGAUUUUACAGAGGCCUUGGGAGAUCUUUCCGUUCGUGGUUUUCCUCCAGAUCCCUAGAUGAGUCAGCUUUGAGUAAACAGAAUGAAAAAAUGGAGUCGUUGAAGAACACAGUUGGGUGGACAAACAGCACGGUAUCAAUUCAGCCAUCAAGACACUGCAGCUUAGACCUAGGUUGCCAUGGAUCAUUGUUGAAAGAACCCGUUGACUACGAUGAAGUGUUCAUGAAGCAUAUGGCUUGCAAGAAAAUGGAAUGGCUGACGGCUUCGAGAUCAAUGAGAGAUUUCAAUGGCGAGCCACCUGCAUUAGUCCAAAGCCACAGUGGUGAUGCCUCGUUUCUCAGUAGUCCCGUUAGAAACAUAAACAAUGGUUAUAUCCACCCAAGCAAUACUCGACCCUUUCCAGGCAAACACAUCCAAAGGACUUCUUCAGUUAGCUCUAGCGAGUCUGUUGUAGAUGCUGCUGUGGCCGUGGGAAACCAGGCCGAUCUUGGAGAGGAUGCCAAAGCCUUCAUGCGUUACUACCAUGUAUUUCGGGAAGGGGAGUUGUUCGCUUUGCUUGAAGAAAAUGUGCCUGAGGUUCACGUACUGAGUUCAAGCUACGAUCAUGGGAACUGGUGCAUUAUUGUGAAGAAGAAUGAACCACAACAGAGAUGAACUAUGAAGAAUACAGCUGUCAGAGAUUGCUUCCCGUGGAAUUUUAGAGACCUUCGUUCAAUUCUUGCCACCAUUUUAUGUGCAUCGAUAUAACAUGCGCAUAAAGGAUGCCAUAGAGGGGGAAGAGGGUACUAGACAUUUUGAGGAAACACAGGUGUGUUACAAAUAAUAUUUGUCAUAAUUUGAUAUUGCUUUUACGAAAUCUGUUUUGUGUUUCAA
Anolis sagrei ordinatus is the source of this 1530-nucleotide messenger RNA. The record is from RefSeq and is a predicted model, not a curated record. NCBI's taxonomy places the organism in Eukaryota, Metazoa, Chordata, Lepidosauria, Squamata, Anolidae.